CAUGAGGAAAGAGAGGCAGGAGUGUGUGGCUCAUACAUCUGCAAUGGCCAUUGAGCUGCGCUCUGGUGUCAAAUAUGGCUCGUUUUUGUCACUUGCAGUGGUGUUGGUGGCGUAUUGGUUCCACUCACCGGACAGUUCGGUUCUGGACGAGAGGCUGGACGCGGUUCUGUCUUCACUGCUGCGUGCAGAGCGGAAAGUGGGCAUGAACAGCGUGUCCAGCCCGCGAGUGGCUAUAGGUUUUGGCGGCUGUGUGGAUAUCAUAGUCGAUGGAGUGACUCUGCUGAACAAAAUGGGUUUGAAGCCGGCAGACCAGCCCCUCCACCACGACUACAUAGAGAACACGGAGCAGCUGGCACAGAGUUUCGCUUACUUUUUCUCCCCCGGAGCUGCUUCAGAGAGGUUUGUGAUGAAUGACACGCUCUUCAGUGAGCUGGUAGAGGCUUCUCGAGAGUUACCAGGAAACAGGUGGUCAAUAGGAGGAAAUGCACCUGUCAUGGCCAGCAGGAUGGCGCUGGAAGGAUGUGAUGUGCUUUUAGGGGGCAGUUUCAGCACCGAUUUCACUGAAAUCCUCUCACAGCGUAUCACAGUGGCUGGAAACACAGUGGAUGAACCAGACAUCCACCUGAUCCUGGAGUAUCCAACGGGUGCCACAUGGGGGACGUACACCUCCCGAAGAGCCAACAGGUAUAUUGUCCAUAGUGAUGAUCAUAAUCCAUAUCUGGACUCCAUGGAGCAAUUUCAGGAGAAGCUGAACAGCUUCAAACCAGAUCUGCUCGUUGUAGGAGGGCUACAGAUGAUGGACAACUUCCCUUUCAAACAGGGAGAGCGUGAGGCUCUGCUGGGAAAGCUGGCAAAGAUGUUGUCCUCGGCGUCUCCGCAGAUUGCUGUCCAUUUCGAGAUGGCCAGCUUCGUAGAGAAGAGUCUGAUGUCAGAUCUCCUAGAGUUUCUUCUUCCUCACACCGACUCAUUAGGCAUGAACGAGCAAGAGCUGCCCAAUCUCCUGAGCCUUUUCCGCGGCAGCAACUUGACAGUGCUUUCCGACCCCAACCCACGCGUAGCUACAGUGCUGGACCAGAUGCGAGAACUCUACCGCCUGGUAAACCAGCGCCACCGGCAGGCCGGCACGGGUCGGCCGCUCACACGCCUUCACGUCCACACGCUGGCUUUCCAGGCCAUCAUCGUCAAACGUGGCUCCAAGUGGAAGAACACCAUGUCGGCCACAGCCAAAGCAUCUCUGACCGCCAACCGGCACGUCUGCGGCUCGCCGGACAUCGAUCUCAGUAAAGCGCGGCUGAUCAUGGACGAAUCGUUCUCUGUUAGCAGGCAAGAAGGAAGUCAGAGAAUUCCACUUGAGGAAUCCCGACCCGUUUCGUGCUGGGAUGAGGACGGCUAUGAGGUUUGCGUGGCUCCUGUGCUGGUGUGCACUGAGGUGUACCAGACUGCUGGAGGAGGAGACAACAUCUCUGCCGCUGGGCUCGUACUGCAGAUAUGAGACGUCUUUGCUUUUUCUUUUAUUGCUUCAUUUAAUUUUUUUUGUGUGAAAAACAUCGAGACAGAUCAUGUGCAAUACAAACAUUGGGUCCAGCUAAUAUAACGUUGGGUGAAUCUCACAAAACGUGUCAACAAUAUAGCCACAAUAUUUUUUUUCCUUAUGCAAAAUAUAAUUUUUUAUUUUUCCCUUUUGAUUUUUGUGUGAAAUAUGAUCUGGACACUUGAUUAUGAGAUUCACCGAGUUAUCCCACCUAUAGGUCAUAUGUUUUCAGUUUGUUUUUCUUUACUGCUAUCCAGAACCUUUAUGUCUUAAAAUGGCUCCGUAUUCAUUCACUUCAUGCGCAUUACUCCAACAAGGGCCAGUAAUCUUAAAAUAAUAUGCAGAAGAGCACCCAGAGCCAUUAUAUUAUGACUGAAAUCAAUCGAUGCUGAUGCACACAGUAGCCCGCUAUGUUAAUGUCAAGUGGAAAUGCAGACAAAUUUAGCAUGACUGAAGUGUUAUGGAGUCCAUAUUUUACCUAACAUUGCUUUAUCCUCAUUGGUCGAAUAUUAUUGCUUCCUUGUUUUAUGCUCUGCCUACUCAAGUCACGUCUUUAUUCUCAUUCCAUAGCAUCAUCAUAUUCCACUUUAACAAGUGAUUGAGCAGUUGCACAUUAUCCCAAACAUGGAAACAAUUCUGUCUUCCGCUCUCAUUUUCUCAUGUCUUAUUUAUAUCUUUAGCUUAUUUUACAACACAACGACUGAAUUCAAACACAUGCCACUUUUAAUUAAGGGAACAUGGCUUGAUUUUUAACUCUAGGGAAGUGAAAUGUUUUAAGGAUAGUAAUUUUAGCUUGUGUGGGUGUAUCUCAUGAAACCAUCAAGAAAUAUGUCCCAGUCAUAUUUCUCCCCAAAAUCAAAAGAAAUAUAUUAUAGUGAUCUCAAUUAAAAAUAAUUGGAAUUACAAAUAAAAUUCAGUUUUAAAAAAGGACAAUGUGCUUAACUGACAUGUAAAUAACAUGCUAAAAAAGAAGUAAUGAAGGAGAGGUGUGUUAUUUCUUUGCCAUUACCAUUAUAAUAUUCAAUUUAUUUGAUUUUAUUU
Messenger RNA from Sinocyclocheilus anshuiensis, 2572 nucleotides. Its product is annotated as ADP-dependent glucokinase-like. The record is from RefSeq and is a predicted model, not a curated record. Gene Ontology annotation, cellular component: endoplasmic reticulum. The transcript has 6 exons. Gene Ontology annotation, molecular function: ADP-specific glucokinase activity. NCBI's taxonomy places the organism in Eukaryota, Metazoa, Chordata, Actinopteri, Cypriniformes, Cyprinidae. Gene Ontology annotation, biological process: glucose metabolic process. The coding region runs from base 2 to 1492 and encodes 496 amino acids.